AUGUACACACUCUCGCUCCUUACUACCCUCACGAUCACGCUCUCCCUCCUGGGCACAAGUAUGGCUGUUCCAGCGGUGAUGGAGAAGCCGCUCGCGGCGCGGAUUAAUGUGGUGGGUUCUCCCGUGGGCCCUUCGGUUAUUGGGAGCGUGGUUGCCGAAUGGCGCGGCUUGUGCAAAGGACGGGAGUCUGGGGAUCUGUCAGAGUAA
Molecule: messenger RNA, 207 nt
Organism: Aspergillus homomorphus CBS 101889
Lineage: Eukaryota; Fungi; Ascomycota; Eurotiomycetes; Eurotiales; Aspergillaceae
Exons: 2
Coding region: 1-207 (68 amino acids)
Source: RefSeq, a predicted model, not a curated record